Messenger RNA from Exophiala bonariae, 1287 nucleotides. RefSeq lists its product as uncharacterized. Gene Ontology annotation, cellular component: cell surface; fungal-type cell wall. The transcript is spliced from 2 exons. The record is from RefSeq and is a predicted model, not a curated record. Bases 1 to 1287 code for a protein of 428 amino acids. NCBI's taxonomy places the organism in Eukaryota, Fungi, Ascomycota, Eurotiomycetes, Chaetothyriales, Herpotrichiellaceae. Gene Ontology annotation, biological process: fungal-type cell wall organization.
AUGAAAUUCACCUCGAUUGCCUUGACGGCGGUCUCGGCCACCGUUGUUCUGGCCCAACCUCACAACCAUGGACAUCAGCACGCUCAUAUACACAAGAAGGACGUUACCGCAACUGCUUGGGCUCCAGGACCGACCGCCUACAAGUACAUGUUAGAUGGCAAGGAGAUCUCUCCGGAGGAAGUCUGUGAAGGUCUUCAGGACAACGAAUUGAAGUUUGUGGAUGGUGAGGAUCCUGGUGUUUGCUCUUCUUCCACCUCGAGUUCCACCACGACAACAAGCUCUCCUCAACCCACAACCACUUCAACCACCAGCUCAGCCGCCCAGUCCUGGUCGAAACCUGCCGAGUUCUAUCAAUCUCCUGCCUCGUCUGCUUGGGCCAGUCCCAGUGCGGCCGCCAGUUCCUGGGGACCACCUGCUCAAUCCUCUUCUGCUCCCUCAACCGGCGGCUCUGGAGGAACUGGAAUCAAUGCUGAUUUCCCUGAUGGAACCCUCGACUGCGGAACUUUCCCCUCUGAUUAUGGUGCGGUUCCAGUCAGCUACCUUGGAAUGAGUGGUUGGUCAGGACUGCAGGCUGUCUCGAUUGCUGGUGGUCUGGUCAAUCACAUUGUCACUGGUAUCUCAGGAGAUUCUUGCAAGGAAGGUUCCAUGUGCUCCUAUGCUUGCCCUCCUGGCUACCAAAAGUCGCAAUGGCCUAGCACUCAGGGCGCUACCGGCCAGUCUGUUGGUGGAUUGUCCUGCUCGGGUGGAAAGCUUCGCUUGACCAACCCAGGUCUUUCUACCAAGCUUUGCAUUCCCGGUGUUGGAGGUGUCCAAGCUACCAACAAAGCUAGUGGUGUGGUUUCCAUCUGCCGUACUGAUUACCCCGGUACCGAGUCCGAGACUAUUCCCGUUGAGCUUCAACCUGGUUCCACCGACCAAUUGACUGUGCCUGACGCUGCAGCCUAUUAUGAGUGGCAAGGCAAGUCCACAUCAGCACAGUACUAUCUCAACCCUAUCGGAACGACCAAGGAGAAGGGUUGCCAAUGGGGUACCCCUGGUCAGCCAUAUGGAAACUACGCACCCAUCAACUUUGGCGUUGGUGCCAAGGAUGGCAAGACAUGGCUUUCCAUUUUCCAGAAUUCCCCUACCACCGAUGCCCAAUAUCAAGGUACCGUUGAGAUUCAAGGUAACUUGUCGGGAACAUGCAAAUAUUCCAAUGGACAAUACUGUGGUGUGACUGGAUGCAACGCUCAAGGCUGCACGGUCGCAAUCAUUUCCGGCACAGCCACCUAUGUGGUCUCUGACUAG